Messenger RNA from Sardina pilchardus (European sardine), 1002 nucleotides. Its product is annotated as dnaJ homolog subfamily C member 9-like. Bases 100 to 885 code for a protein of 261 amino acids. Gene Ontology annotation, cellular component: cytoplasm; nucleus. The record is from RefSeq and is a predicted model, not a curated record. Gene Ontology annotation, molecular function: heat shock protein binding. NCBI's taxonomy places the organism in Eukaryota, Metazoa, Chordata, Actinopteri, Clupeiformes, Clupeidae. The transcript is spliced from 7 exons.
CCUUAUUGCGCAUGUCUGUGACGUAUCACACAUGUGCAAACAGCGCGCCAAAUUCAUUGAACUACAACAACAACUUUCUUCAGCACCACUUUGGAAACCAUGGGGCUUCUGGAACGCUGUCGAGAGUUGUUUGGGACCACGGAUCUUUAUGGAGUUCUCGGAAUCUCGAGACAAGCGAAUAGUGCGGAGCUCCGUCGCAGUUAUUACAAAGUAUCCCUUCAAGUGCACCCAGACCGAGCUCCUGAUGACGCGCAAGCCACGGAGAGAUUUCAAGUUUUGGGAAAGUUGUAUGCGGUACUGAGCGACAAAGAGCAGAGAGAGGUUUACGACGAGCAGGGCAUAGUGGAUGAGGAAAAUGACUCACUGGAUCAGAACCGCAACUGGGAAGAGUACUGGAGGUUGCUGUUUCCCAAGAUUACAGUACAGGAUAUAAUUGACUUUGAGAAGAAUUACAAAGGCAGCGAGGAGGAGCGGCAGGAUUUGAUGAAGCUGUAUCGGCAGCACGAAGGGGACAUGGAUGUCAUCACGGCCACAGCACUGUGCUGCACUCAAGAGGAUGAACCCCGAAUAGUCAGUCUUAUUCAGGCGGCCAUAGACAAGGGAGAAGUCCCUACCUACUCAGCGUUCGCGCAGGAGAGCGAACAGAAAAAGAAAACACGCAAAAAGAGGGCUGAGAAGGAGAAACAAGAAGCAGAAGAAAUGCAGAGAGAGAUGGGACUGGAUGCUGAGGACAGCCUGGCUAUGAUGCUCAAGCAAAGGCAGAAGUCGAGGGAGCAGGGGUUCAACUCAUUUCUGGCAGACCUGGAAGCAAAAUACUCAAAACCAACUAAGUCCAAGGAUGGAAAGAAAGGGAAAAAUCUAAGGGACCUCCGAGAUCGGUUAUGAUGUAUACACGUCGUUCACUCCCACGUCCUGUAUGGCUUCUGGGAACUAAGGCUCAAAUCACAAAAGGCUUUUCAGAAGAUAAGAGGGGAAAAAAGAGAUACCUGUUUCCCACUAUAC